Messenger RNA from Sciurus carolinensis (gray squirrel), 3397 nucleotides. It is a transcript of the gene Slc37a1, whose product is annotated as solute carrier family 37 member 1. Gene Ontology annotation, cellular component: endoplasmic reticulum membrane. The record is from RefSeq and is a predicted model, not a curated record. The transcript is spliced from 21 exons. The coding region runs from base 1602 to 3266 and encodes 554 amino acids. Lineage: Eukaryota; Metazoa; Chordata; Mammalia; Rodentia; Sciuridae. Gene Ontology annotation, biological process: phosphate ion transmembrane transport; glucose-6-phosphate transport. Gene Ontology annotation, molecular function: glucose 6-phosphate:phosphate antiporter activity.
AUGUGAUUUAUUGUGUCGUGAUAAGACAAUAGGAACAAAAGCCAGAAGGCCAGAAAAGCCCUCUGUAGUGCCCAGGCACGGUGAAAGGGUCCUUGCUAGUAGCCUGUCGCUUUUGUUGCCUUGAAGGGUAAGAGCUGCGCCGAGGACACAGGGCUGGCGGUGCUGAGAGCCCCUGGGAGCUCCGGGUCGGCUGGUGGGCAACAAACCUGCAAGUGCCCGAGCGCCCGGCGGGCCGGGGAAGGCGCCGGCGGCAGGUGUGCGGACGGGGACCACCGCCGGCCGGCCCGGCAGCGCCACUCCGCGUGGGGGCGCCGCCGCCAGGCGUCCCCAGCGCGGUCCGGGACCCUGCGCUCAGGGCCGGGAUCGGCGGGCGGGAGAGGGAGGAGCCGCGCGGACCCGCCGCAGCCCGGCCGGCGCCCGGCGGCGGGGGAAAGCGAAAGAGCGGCGGGGCCUCGGCGCGCCGCUCCAGGAAGUGGCGAGCAGGAAGCUCCCGCCGGCCGGCGGGCUGCGGGGCCCGGGCCUCCCGGCAGGUGAGAAGCGCGCGCGGGCGGCGGCGGCGGCCCGACCUCCCCGCGCACCUGCGGGCGGCCGCGCGCACCUGCCGCCCGGGGCCGCGCUCGGGCCGGCGCGCUGCGGGCUUGGCCCGGGCGCCGGCGUCUUCGGUUGGCUUCAUCCGGAGGGCGGGCGGGGGCGGCCUCACGCUCGCUUCGUGGAGGAAAGUCUUUGAAGCGGGGGACCUAGGAGAGUGUCCCUGGGCGACAAUGCCCGGCGUCUGGUGCUCGGCGAUGCUGCUGUUCCGGGGAAGUGGAGGCAGAGGGCGCGGUCCGGGGCGGGCGGCCACUUGCUGAAGCCCCUGGCAGGGGUUCGCUUAGCUGUCCCGCCUGGUCCCUUCCGCAUCCUGGCGGUGACAGCCGGGGGUCUAGGCAGCCGCCGGGAGGAGACCCGCGCAUUGUCUGCGGCGCGAUGGGGCCGUGGGCGUGCCGGCUGCGUCCACCUCCUCCCGGACCCGGCCACUGCAUUGUACCGGGGAGGAGCCGGCCGAAAAGCCCUCGGGUGAGCUCGGAACCCAGCACCCAGGGCCUUCGGCUUGUUUGCCUGCUGAGCAGCUGGUUCCCGGAGCCCGAGAGCCUCCAGCCAACCCGAGUGACAGCGACCUCCUGCUUAUAAUAAAGGGCUUACGCGGGCGGAAAGUUCCCCGGCCGCUUACCGCCCGCCUCCCGCUGUGGCCCACGCCCUGAGCCGGGUUACGGAGGGGGUGCUGUCUGCGGAUUUGCAUCGGAACUCAGGAUCCUGGAAGCCCCUUCCCCCACCCAGGUUGGAAUUGCUGAAGGAGGAAUUCCGAAGCCUGCCUUUUCCUGGUCCCGGAGCUCGCUGCCUGGAAGCUGCUGCCUGCGUGUCCUCGAACUUAAAUUGUGUGAAGUUGUGAGUUGAGUGCCAUCCCCUGCUGGAAAGAGGCAGGUCGAGACCCAGGACCCAGCGGCACACCUGCUCCUCUGCUACCAGGCCGUGCAGGCCGAGACGGGGUCUGGAGCCAGGACCUUCGACCUGUUGGUGAGGCAUCUCAUUCCGUGACCAAAGCUCCAAGGCCAGUGACACUGUAGAUGGCUCGACUUCCUGUGGGCAUCCGCUUCAUCAUCUCUUUCUCCAGGGAUCAGUGGUACAGAGCCUUCAUUUUCGUUUUGACGUUUCUGCUGUAUGCCAGUUUUCACUUAUCUCGAAAGCCAAUCAGCAUCGUUAAGUGGGCCUCCCCAGAAACGCCAGGGUGGAGGAGAUGCGAGAAGGGUGGCGGUGAGCUCCACAAGCACUGUGCCGCUGGCGACGAGGCUGAGCCCAGAUUCAGCGGCCAGGGCAGCAGCUCCGGGCACGGGCCCCCUCACCAGCUCCCGGACAACGAGACUGACUGUGGCUGGGCCCCGUUUGAUAAGAACAACUAUCAGCAGCUGCUCGGGGCCUUGGACUACUCCUUCCUGUGUGCCUAUGCUAUUGGGAUGUACCUGAGUGGCAUAAUAGGGGAACGCCUGCCCAUCAGAUAUUACCUGACCUUCGGGAUGCUCGCCAGCGGAGCCUUCACCGCCCUGUUCGGGUUGGGGUAUUUCUAUGACGUCCACAGUCUGGGAUUCUACGUCGUCACUCAGAUCCUCAAUGGACUGGUGCAGACCACCGGCUGGCCCAGCGUCGUCACCUGCCUCGGCAACUGGUUUGGGAAAGGAAGGCGAGGGCUGAUCAUGGGCGUCUGGAACUCCCACACCUCCGUGGGCAACAUUCUGGGCUCCUUGAUUGCUGGCUACUGGGUGUCCACGUGCUGGGGCCUGUCCUUCGUCGUGCCUGGGGCCAUCGUGGCAGCCAUGGGGAUAGUGUGCUUCCUCUUUCUUAUUGAACAUCCCAAGGACAUCAGAUGCUCCUCCACCCUGUCCACGCAUUCAAAAGGCUAUGAGAGUGCAGCCGACCGGUUCAGACUCCAGAAGCCAGCCUUGCACGGCGAGAAGAGCAGGCCUCUGGACCCAGAGAUGCAGUGCUUACUGCUGGCGGAUGGGAAAAGCUCCAUCUGUCCGAGCCAUGUCGUCGUCCUCCCGGGGGACAGUGGAAGCAGCACGGCCGCCAUCAGCUUCACCGGGGCCUUGAGAAUCCCUCGCGCUCUCUUCCAGGGCGUGGCCGAGUUCUCCCUCUGCUUGCUGUUCGCCAAGCUGGUCAGCUACACGUUCCUCUUCUGGCUCCCGAUGUACAUCACCAGCGUGGACCACCUGGAUGCCAAGAAAGCCGGCCAGCUCUCCACCUUGUUCGACGUGGGCGGGAUCUUCGGUGGGAUCCUGGCAGGUGUCGUCUCCGACCGACUGGAGAAACGGGCCUCCACCUGCGGCCUGAUGCUGCUGCUCGCGGCCCCCACGCUCUACGUAUUCUCCACCGUCAGCAAGAUGGGCCUAGAAGCCACCAUAGCCAUGCUGCUCCUCAGCGGGGCCCUGGUCAGCGGGCCCUACGCGCUCAUCACCACCGCCGUCUCCGCCGACCUGGGCACGCACAAGAGUCUGAAAGGGAACGCUCACGCCCUCUCCACCGUGACGGCCAUCAUCGACGGCACCGGGUCGGUAGGAGCAGCCCUGGGCCCCCUGCUGGCGGGACUCAUCUCCCCCUCGGGCUGGAGCAACGUCUUCUACAUGCUCAUGUUCGCAGACGCCUGUGCCUUACUGUUCCUGAUCCGCCUCAUACACAAGGAGCUGAGCUGCCCGGGGCCCACAGCAGGGGACCAGGCUCCGCUGAAGGAACACUGACCCCAAAGUCCCACAAGGCUGAGCCCGUCCUUCAUAACCUGUGGAGAGCACUGAGAAGAGGGUCCUGUCCUGAUGGCUCACCCUGGCCUUUUGCACACACACCUGGAAAAGACAGAAGCCACCUGAGAAUU